AUGGCUGACGAGCAUGACAUGACCUUCGAGUCCACCGACGCCGGUGCGUCGACCACCUACCCCAUGCAGUGCUCUGCUCUGCGCAAGAACGGUCACGUCGUGAUCAAGGGCCGUCCCUGCAAGAUCGUCGACAUGUCUACCUCCAAGACUGGCAAGCACGGUCACGCUAAGGUCCACCUCGUCGCCAUCGACAUCUUCACCGGCAAGAAGCUGGAGGAUCUGUCUCCCUCUACCCACAACAUGGACGUCCCCAACGUCGCCCGCAAGGAGUACACCCUCCUUGACAUCACCGACGAUGGUUUCCUUUCCCUGAUGAAGGAUGACGGUGACACCAAGGACGACGUCAAGCUCCCCGAGGGUGACGUCGGUGCCCGUAUCACCAAGAUGUUCCGUGAGGAGGAUAAGGAAGUUAACGUUAUCAUCCAGACUGCCAUGGGUGAGGAGGCCGCCAUUGAGGCCAAGGAGGCUCCUAAGCGCGGUCAUCUACAAGAGGGUAGACAAAUUGAAGAGGAUGCGGACGAUUUCGGCAAUCAGGGAAAGAAGCAUCGUGUCAAGAAAGACAAGGAAGAGAGAUCGCGAAAGACAUAUCGUGGCCGGAAGGCGCAUACUCUGUUUCUACAAGCCUAUCAAUUGAUUUUGUGGAAGCAAUCCCACGCCCUGGUGCACAAUCAUGGCUUCCCAGAGCAAUUCGAGGUUCUGGUGCGUGAUCUUUGGGCCCUGCGGCUACAAGACUUCGUCCUUCGAAUCAACGCAACAACAGACGACGAAGAGGAUGAAGACAGAGAGUUAUUCAGCUCCCAGCCUGAGACCGAUAGUUCGGACGAUCUUGGGUUCAAGUCAAACUCUGGGCGAUAUCUCGCGUGGCCGCGGCUGCUAGAUUCUCUCGGCCUCUGCUAUCUGGCAGCGAUUUUGAUGCGCCUGCCUGUUUCUGUUAGUGACUUACACCGGCUGGUCAUUCGUCAAGACAUUCCGUAUAUGAGAGCUGUGAGGUCAAUCCCGCUUGAGAUGAGGGAUAAACUUCCUCCCGAGCUGUUGGCGAGACUCGAGGUGCAUCGAUUGCCUCGAUUGGAAACCCUCCACCGCGCUGUUGUUGAUCUUGCUUUGCAAUACCAAAAACGAUUCGAGAUUACGGUGCCACCUUUGAACUCAUCUACAUUGCUCUACCGACAUUUGAGGAGGCUGGCACUCCCCAUCGAUAUAUACGAAAGUGUUCAAUUCUUGAAAACCCUUGUUGGUUUCAGCUAUGCUUUCAACAUCGGGGGAUCAAGAGCAAAGCUCAAACGCGCGCUCGAUCUUCCCGAGGUGCAAUUAAUGGCGCUCAUUGUCAUUGCAACUAAGUUGAUUUUUCCAUUCGACGAUUUGACCAGAUGCCCAGCUACAACCAAAGAGCCUGCUACGCAAAUCAUGGACUGGGCCAGAUGGGCUCGCGCCCAGGCUCAUUUUGCUUACCAUGAACAAUCUCAUGGAAAAAUUGCGAACGAAGGGGCCAUCCAGCUCACCGAUAAAGAUGUGCUGACAAUGGCACCAAGUGAACUGGACGACUACAUGGAUUGGUAUGAAAGCAACUGGCUAGAUGCAUCCCGAUCAACGAAUCCUGUCGCAGACAUGUUUCCAACCUCCCGCACGAUCGAAGCCCCCGCCCCUCCCCAGGCUGUAGCACCAUCUACUGUAGCAACGGGGGCCAACCCGGAGGAAGCGCUUGACUCACUCCUGAAAACGGUGAUGCAGGGACUGAAGACAAAUGUGCCAGACCCGGAACUGGAAGAGGAUGGCCGCCGGCCAGGGUCAUGGUAUUGGCGGUACCGAUGGGAGGCACAGCUCCCAGACACAGCCAAGCAAUUUUACGAAAUAGCGGCUGAACUUGCUGCUGUCUCGCUGCCCACUCUUCUACGCGCAGUGGCUAUCACUGAGUACAGAAUUGCCAAAACAAUUGAGGACAAAAGACGGGCGGAGUAUUUCAGCCAGGCAUUUGAUUCGGAUGUGGAUGCUCAUGCGGAUGACGACAGUCUCGACGGCAUGGACAAUCUGGACGAGCAACUAACUGGUUUCGUCAAGACCCUGACGGGUAAGACCAUUACCCUCGACGUCGAGUCGAGCGACACCAUCGACAACGUCAAGACCAAGAUCCAGGACAAGGAGGGCAUUCCCCCAGACCAGCAGCGCCUGAUCUUCGCCGGCAAGCAGCUUGAGGAUGGCCGCACCCUGAGCGACUACAACAUCCAGAAGGUACGGACGCCCGAUCGGUCACUCGAAUCUGAUGACGACAUGGAACGGCACACCAUGACAUUGGAAAUCACACCGGACCCGCUACAAAUGGUGUACGGCCGGCUAACGACGGAUUCAAUCUUCCAGGAGUCCACCCUUCACCUCGUCCUGCGCCUGCGUGGUGGUAUCAUCGAGCCCUCCCUCAAGGCCCUCGCUUCCAAGUACAACUGCGAGAAGGCCAUUUGCCGCAAGUGCUACGCUCGUCUUCCUCCCCGUGCCACCAACUGCCGUAAGAAGAAGUGCGGUCACACCAACCAGCUCCGCCCCAAGAAGAAGCUGAAAUAG
Molecule: messenger RNA, 2550 nt
Organism: Penicillium oxalicum
Lineage: Eukaryota; Fungi; Ascomycota; Eurotiomycetes; Eurotiales; Aspergillaceae
Exons: 14
Coding region: 1-2550 (849 amino acids)
Biological process (GO): positive regulation of translational termination; translation; positive regulation of translational elongation
Cellular component (GO): ribosome
Molecular function (GO): RNA binding; ribosome binding; structural constituent of ribosome
Source: RefSeq, a predicted model, not a curated record